This is a messenger RNA of Rhagoletis zephyria (snowberry fruit fly), 1244 nucleotides long. RefSeq lists its product as uncharacterized. NCBI's taxonomy places the organism in Eukaryota, Metazoa, Arthropoda, Insecta, Diptera, Tephritidae. The record is from RefSeq and is a predicted model, not a curated record.
AAACAAAAUUACAGCAGCUUUCAAUAAGAUUUAUUUUAAAAAUUUGUAGUUGUUGUAUAACAGUACGUCCCUAGUGAAAAUCAUUGAAAAGAAAACAAAAAAAUUACCACGCUACUAAAAAACGCGGGAGAAAAGGAGAAAUAAAAACUGUUUCCGGUUGGAUAAUCCACUCAUUUUUGAAGGAGUAUGUCCAGGCUACGCUUUGCUGCCCAAAUGCUGAUCCAAAGGCAUAAAUUGCCAGCAGUGCCAACUACGCUGACACGCGCAAUUUCUACAUCGGCAUCAAAACCGAACUUCGGAAAUAGAGAAAUGCCGCUUUCCGGCGAGCCAGUACACGUCGCAGCGACACAAUUUCUUAGCGAACCAGAAGUGGUAGAGAAUAGCAACAAGCAGGAAAAGUCCGGUGAUGCUACCGCCAAUAGGUCACAGCCGACAAUCAAAGAAGAUACGUUGCCAGCUGUAACCAUUGUUGAUGUAAACGGAGGCUAUGGACGAAUGGAUUUCGAGGAGCGCAUGGAGCAUAUGGAUCGUGUGGAUCGCAUCAAUAAUGAAAAAUUGCCAAGCAAUAUAGCCACCAAGCUGGUUUUGCCGCUGAUAAAAGAGAUUCCCACAGUUGUAGAUAUAGAUGCCUAUGGCGAUGAUAUGAUGUACGAAGAUAAGCCGGAAAAGCAAACGCAGUCAGAACUAGCAGCGGCAGGCAAUGACGAUGUCGGCCGGAGUUUGAUGCCGAUUGCGAAUGAUAAGCCGCAUACGCCAACAAGAGAGCGGGAGGAAGCAAAGGAAUUUAUGGUAAAAGCUAUUGCAUUGCCCACAAACGCAAUCAGUGGUGAGAAUUUAGAGCUUGUAGUGCCGGAAAAAUCUAUUAGCGCCGGAAACGAAACUGCAGUCAAAGAGAGAAUUUGCGUGGCGCCCGUCGACAUUGAUGCCUUUCCUAUGGAAGAGGAAGUAGAAAAGAAGCACGGCACCGUGGAUAUUGAUACCUUCGGGGAUAAUGAACGCAGGCAACUGCCACCCAUACCAAAAGUACGCAAUAAUGUUUUCAAAUUCAAAGGCAUUACGAUCAUAAUGCCAAAGCGUAUGCUGCGCGAUUCAACUUAUCGGUAUCGCUUGGACCCGCAAGACAUGGACAAACCGGAUGACAUGCAGAUCUGCACGUUUGAGAAAUAAAUAAGGCAAUGCACUCGUGUUGAGCUGUAGAUUUUUCAAAUUUGUAUGUUACGUUCAAGGCACAUUAAUAUGCCUUG